UCAACAUAGAUAAAUCCCGGAUACGAGUUGGCUAAACCUAUGGGUAAGAAGACCGAAGCGUCUGAUGCUGAAGAAGGUUCAACCCCAGCCAAGCUGGAUAGACCAGACUACGAUGAGCUGGCUAGGCGUGUCAAUGUGAUUGCUCAGCCAUUGGCUAGUCGGAAACUAGCAAAACGUUUGUACCGCACUGUGAAAAAAGGUGCUAAACGUAAACUAGUCAGAAGAGGAGUAAAAGAUGUUGUGAAAGCUCUCAAGAAGGGCGAGAAGGGGUUUGUGAUAAUUGCUGGUGACGUCUCUCCUAUUGAUGUCAUUUCUCAUGUUCCUGUCUUAUGUGAGGACAAGGAUAUUGCUUAUGUGUAUGUACCUUCACGAGAUGAUCUUGGAAUGGCUGGGCAGACUAAACGUGGAACAAGUGUUGUGCUAGUGAAACGGCAUGAAGAGUAUGGUGACGUGUUUGAUACCUGUGUAGAUGAGAUGAAGUCUUUGCCAAUGCCUAUGUACUAGUUUGUUAAUCUAUUCUGGUACAUGUAAUUGUAUGAUAAUCAUACUUUGUUGUCAUG
Messenger RNA from Corticium candelabrum, 560 nucleotides. Its product is annotated as H/ACA ribonucleoprotein complex subunit 2-like protein. Lineage: Eukaryota; Metazoa; Porifera; Homoscleromorpha; Homosclerophorida; Plakinidae. Gene Ontology annotation, molecular function: box H/ACA snoRNA binding. The coding region runs from base 40 to 504 and encodes 154 amino acids. The transcript is spliced from 4 exons. The record is from RefSeq and is a predicted model, not a curated record. Gene Ontology annotation, cellular component: box H/ACA snoRNP complex; nucleolus; cytosolic large ribosomal subunit. Gene Ontology annotation, biological process: rRNA pseudouridine synthesis; snRNA pseudouridine synthesis; maturation of LSU-rRNA.